GUAUCUUGAGGAUAGUGGAAAAGAUCAGAAAAGAAGAGAUCAUCGAAAGAUCAUUCAUCUCAUCCAUAUUCAAGCACAUGAAGGAAGGAGUAGGGAGAGAAUUUUCGUAUAGAGAGGGAACCAAGAGUGAACCCGCUAUCAGUCUUAGGCUCUCCUAAGAGCCUUCCAAUAUACUCAUGCUAGAAUGAGAGAGAUUCGCCUUAAACUGGAGCCAUAUCCAAGGAUGGUGUAGGGGUGCCCAAUUUUUUGCUGUGCCUAACAGACAAGGGAGACAAGGAGAGAUGGAAAGAAUGAAGAAAGGUAGUCUUUAGACCUCGUCUUAAAGGUCUAAACCUAUCGGUUUUAGGCUCUCCUCAAAGCUUUCCAAUUUACUCAUUUCUCCCUUGUCUUUAAAAUAUUUAAUUUUAAAAUUUAUAUAUUUCCAGCCAUUACCGACGUUAAUCUGAUUUGGGGUGCUUUUGAAUAUAUGAAUUUGGAACAAAAAUAUGUUUAUACUUUGUGGUCGUUCAUCUCUAGUAUUGGAGGGUCUAUAGGUGUUUGGUUAGGUCUAUCCGCACUAAGCUUGAUUCAACUUAUUACUUUCCUAACUGAGAAAACGGCUGUUAAAGUUAACGAAAAGAUAAAGAAAGAUAAGGUUACUACUCCACAUAAAGUGUCAAGUAAUCAGCAGCCAAACAAAAAAUACUCGACUGAUAGUGCUAGGGAGAAUGAAAAGAAGAUUUCGAUGAAUCCGUUUGGUGGACCGGUAAUUAAAUUAAAUUUCUUUCCGGAAAAAUAUUUUCCGGAAACAUUUUCCGGAAAAUCAUAA
Meloidogyne enterolobii is the source of this 808-nucleotide messenger RNA. The record is from the annotation of a GenBank genome assembly. NCBI's taxonomy places the organism in Eukaryota, Metazoa, Nematoda, Chromadorea, Rhabditida, Meloidogynidae.